AUGAACACCCGCAAUGGCGCCCUGUCGCCCCUCUCGACUGACAGCCAAGAGUGGUCGCCCAUCAACGGCUACCGGAACAUUGGCGGCGACAAUCCAUACUCGCCGACCAUCCCUCCCAACACAUACGGGCCCAGCAACCCCGAUGGCGGCAUGCUCAAUGGCAUGCGCCCUGGCACCGGCAAUGGCAACCCCUCGCCGCCCAGCUCAGUAGGCCGAUCGAGCGACGGUACGGGCCUGUACGCCUCCAGCAUCAGUGAAAACACGCGGCCCAUGAUAGACCCUCGGAAAAUGCAAGCGCUAGAGGAGACCAUGUCGGAACAUUUUAGAGUGCUCAAGGCCUACUUGGGGCCGUAUCUCAAUGACGAGAAGGGCAACCCGCGCCCGAGCAGAGCCAAGGACAAGCUGACCCGCCUGUCUGCUGUGCAGUUCCAGGAGCUCAGCACCGACGUAUAUGAUGAGUCGAUACGCAGAGAGCAGGACCGCAAGCGGGGAGGCCCAGGAGCGCCUGGUAACGACACUCCGAAAUACCUCCUACCCAAGAACAACUUCCACCCAAAACGUAAUCAGGCGAGACAAAAGCUCUCCACCCUGCCUCUCGAGCGCUUCCGUCAACUCGCGACCGACGUCUUCUACGAACUCGAGCGCAGAUUCCCGCGCUUCACCGGCGGCGACAUUCCCCCACGAUCCUCGAGCCCCAAUGGCAGCAUCGCGAGUCGCAUAAGUAACAGAGGGCCUCCGAGUAGAGGCGGCACACCGAACAGCAUGGGCGGACGACCUCCGCCAGGGCCAGGCUAUCGGGGACCUCCAAUGGGCGGGCCCAUGGGCGGACCCCAAGGAGGGCCCCCAGGUCCACCAGGCGGGCUGCGGCCCGGUUCAAAUGGGUCGGGUGGCUCGUUCGGGCGGCCGCUGCCGAAGACGUUCCAGUCGAAUACGAUCGUGCCGAACAAAGGAACCCUGGUCGAAGAUGACGAUGACAGCGGAGCAGAUGACGACGAUGCAUUCAACCUGGAAGGCGCUGCUGCCAGGCGGCAGACAAAUAAGAGCGCGAAAAGUAUGAGCAUGGCACAGGAAAAGAUGACCGCAGAUCUGCAAAACCAAGUGGCUGAGCUGCAGGAGAAGAUUGGCUCGUUAGAGACCACCAUACGGAACAAGGACGACGAACUGCAGCGACUUCAAGAUACCGACAAGACACGCGACGGUGCCUCGGCUUCCGAGCGUGCCGAGUGGGAUGAACUUCGGAGUUCUCUUGAAUCAAAGGUCCAACAGGCUGAGAAUCUCAACUCUUCACUUCGUUCCGAGAUAGACAGAUUGCGCAACGAAAACGAAGACGUCGAGAGCGACCUCCGUGCCCAGAUCGCAGAUCUCCAGUCUCGAGCACCUCAGCAAGUGCAUGAUAACGGAGACGGCGAAUGGAGACAACGAUGUGAGGAGCUUGAACGGGAGUUGAGCGAACAACAGCAGGUAGCUGAAGAAGUGCGAAGAGACGCAGCCAUGUUCCUGCAAGAAAUGAAAGAACUCUCUGCCCGCAGUGAUGCGGCGGCCGAGAAGGAAGAGCAAAUGGCAAAUCAAGUAACAUCACUCGAAGCGGAGCUGAAAGACUGGAAAUCGAGAUACGCCAAGGCAAAGACACAACUGCGAAACCUCAAGGCAUCCUCUAUGGGCUUGCAACAGCUCAUGUCCCUGAACCAAACCAACAUCACCCGCGAUGCUGCCUUUACGACGCCAGACGGAUUGGUCAAGGAUGUACACAUCACCAAGUUCCAACUGAGCAUCGAUGAGCUGCUGCAGACUGCGAGAAGAGCAAACUCAGAGCAGACUCUCGAGAGUAUGCGCCAUGUCGUCAAGUGUGUACGAGCUAUCACUGGCGACAUUGACAGCACUUCUCUGUCACAAGUCCAGUCUCCUACCAGCAGUGUGAGCGGCGACCUCUUUGCAAGCCCCGAAAAGCAGCAAGCAAAGCUCAAGUCUCGCGUCAGCGCUACGGCCAACAACCUCAUCACUGCUACCAAGAACCACACGGCAUCUGGUGGCCUGUCACCAGUCAGUCUUUUGGACGCUGCAGCUAGUCAUUUGUCAACAGCUGUUGUCGAGCUGGUCAAACACGUCAAAGUCCGACCUACUCCAGAAGACGAGCUUGAAGCAGACGAUGAGGAUGCUGAUAGACCUAUGCCACUAAAGCCAGCUGGGCACAAUAAUUAUAGUGCGUACUCGCCAGGCAACGACAACACCAACAGCAGCGGUGCGACCUCGACAUACGGUCACCAGCGCAGUCGUAGUAGCAAAGGUGGCAGCAGUGACACUACCAGGUACAGCACCUACAGCUCUCCCUACAGCGGAUACGAUGGGCAAAGCGGAGCCAUGAACGGUGCUAAUGGAGCAGGCGAUAGCGGUAUGCUCGAUUUCAAGAACUACCUUGAAGAUCAGACCGCACUCCUCGUCCAGAGCAUACAGCCGCUGGUCAAUCUCAUCCGCUCGAACCCCGAUUCUACACCUGGUGAUGAGCAACAAAUCUACGAAUACAUCCAGGACAUCUCGCAGGCAGUCGACGACACUGGCAACAAGACCUACGAUGCUGUGAACCAGCUCUCUGACCCUGCGUUAAAGAAGCACGCGCUUCCCGUAGUAGAGGUGCUCGAUGAAUGCAGACAGAGCAUGCUUGCUGUCGACAUCAAGGGUGGAGGUCGCGACAGAAUUCCGCCGCUUGCAUUCAAGACUGCUAGAGCUCUCAAGGAGCUCGUGCUUCGCGUAGACCGCAUCGAGUCUGGCGAACUUACUGUCGACCAGACGCUCAAGACAGAGCUAUAG
Molecule: messenger RNA, 2805 nt
Organism: Alternaria ventricosa
Lineage: Eukaryota; Fungi; Ascomycota; Dothideomycetes; Pleosporales; Pleosporaceae
Exons: 3
Coding region: 1-2805 (934 amino acids)
Cellular component (GO): actomyosin contractile ring; cell cortex of growing cell tip
Molecular function (GO): MAP kinase scaffold activity
Source: RefSeq, a predicted model, not a curated record